Sinocyclocheilus grahami is the source of this 1449-nucleotide messenger RNA. Its product is annotated as activator of HSP90 ATPase activity 1. The transcript is spliced from 9 exons. Gene Ontology annotation, cellular component: cytosol. Bases 24 to 1040 code for a protein of 338 amino acids. Gene Ontology annotation, biological process: protein folding; positive regulation of ATP-dependent activity. Lineage: Eukaryota; Metazoa; Chordata; Actinopteri; Cypriniformes; Cyprinidae. The record is from RefSeq and is a predicted model, not a curated record. Gene Ontology annotation, molecular function: protein-folding chaperone binding; ATPase activator activity.
CAGAAUAUCUGUAUUAAAUCAUUAUGGCGAAGUGGGGAGAAGGAGACCCUCGCUGGAUCGUGGAGGAGAGAGCGGAUGCUACAAAUGUCAACAACUGGCACUGGACCGAGAGGGACGCCACAAACUGGUCAUCAGAGAAGCUGAAGGAGCUGCUCAUGGGGUUGCAAGUGGAGAGUGAAGAAGGCAAGUGUGAGAUCACAGAGGUCAGCAAGGUGGAGGGAGAAGCAUCCAUCAAUAACCGCAAAGGGAAGCUUAUAUUCUUCUAUGAGUGGAAUCUGAAGGCCGCCUGGAAAGGGACAUCAAAAUCAGGCAUCAAAUACAAGGGGAAUAUUGAAGUUCCAAACCUUUCGGAUGAAAAUGACAUGGACGACCUUGAUAUCAGUGUGAGUCUUUGUAAAGAUGAGCCCGAGACGGAGCUGCUUUCUCUGAUGAGGAGCGAGGGAGUCAAAAAAAUCCGCACGGCGCUGGCUAGUUACGUGGACUUCCUCAAAACGGAGUUCACACAGGGCAUGAUCCUGCCAACAGCCAAUGGCGUGACGAAACAGCAGAAAGCGCAAGCAACAACCAAGUCAAACAAAACUCAGAUUGGCUCAUGUAGCCCUGCUCCUCCUCCUCCCAACACAGGGGUAAAAAUCCCCACCUGCAAGUUCUCAUUAAAGGACACCUUCCUCACCUCACCAGAAGACCUUUACAGGGUCUUUCUCAAUCAGGAGAUGGUGCAGGCUUUCACACGCAGCAGUGCUGUGGUUGAGGCUGAAAAGGGUGGAAAGUUUCGACUGUUGGACGGAAACGUGAACGGAGAGUUCCACGAGCUGGUUCCUGAGCAGAAGAUAGUCAUGAAGUGGAGGUUCAACUCAUGGCCUUGUGAGCACUAUGCGAUGGUGACAUUGACUUUCACAGACAAGGGUAACGAGACCGAGUUAAAGAUUGAGUGUCGGGCGGUUCCUGAGAGUGAAGAGGAACGAACACGAGAUGGCUGGCAGAGGUACUAUUGCCACGCCAUUAAACAGACAUUUGGCUACGGCGCACGACUCUGCUGAGCCCAGGAUGUAGCGGCCUCCGUUUUCGGCUCUUUUGUUUGUUUAAUGGUUUUUAUCUUUGUUCAUUUGGCUCCACCUACAAAAGAGAGGAUCAGAAUGUGACUCUACUGAACAGCAACUAAACAUUCCUUUAUUUGGAUGAUUUUGAUGUUUACAGUGAAUGAAAAGAUGAGAUGAGUGCUAAAGAGGAGACUUUGUCAUAUGAAAUAUCUGUGUAUGUGUGUAAUAUAGUGUACUUAUUUUAGCAUGGUAACUCUCUGACGGCACUCCUGUCCGGUUCUGUGAAAGGGUCACAGGGUUGAACGGUGCCUUUUAUGCACUGGGUGGUUUGUGAUACGUUAAGAGGCUUUCCUUUGGAUCUUCUUGAAGACGGUUUGGAGAGAGAACAAUAAAGAGAGAUUUCGGACCA